UAUACAUAUAUAUACAUACACGAUGUGUAAACGCACACAUAUAAAUAAUUCCGAGUACGAUUCGCGAUGUAAAGUGAAAACUCUGGAGGUUGACGGCAGUUGACGGAUCGCGCUCGCCCGGGAUGGGUGUUACCUAAAUUCACCAUCUUGAAGCCUUUUAAUUCUUAUCUCGAGUUAUUUCUCGCGCGACUCGACGGACUCAUUUUUAAUUCUUCCCUCUUCUCUCGUUGCUCUUUACACGUCGUAAUAAGAAGCGAUUAAAAAUGCCUGUCUUCCAUACCAAAACUAUCGAGAGUAUUCUCGAACCAGUGGCUCAGCAGGUCUCAAGACUUGUCAUUUUACAUGAAGAAGCUGAAGAUGGAAAUGCAAUGCCAGAUUUGGGGCGGCCUGUACAGGCCGUCAGUAUGGCUGUGACCAAUCUUGUUAAAGUUGGAAAGGAAACAAUAAAUUCAUCUGAUGAUGCAUUGCUCAAACAAGAUAUGCCUGCGGCCCUUCAACGUGUAGAAGGUGCUUCUCGUCUUUUGGAGGAAGCAUCAGCCAUGCUGAAGCAGGAUCCAUAUUCAGGUCCUGCUAGGAAAAAACUUAUAGAGGGAUCACGUGGUAUUUUGCAAGGCACCAGUUCUUUGCUCCUUUGUUUCGACGAGAGUGAAGUACGAAAGAUUAUACGGGAAUGCAAACGUGUAUUAGAUUAUCUGGCUGUUACCGAAGUUAUCGAAACAAUGGAGGAUUUGGUACAUUUUCUUAAGAAUUUAAGUCCAUGCCUUAGCAAGGUAUCAAGAGAAGUGAGCGCUCGUGAGAAGGAGCUGACGCAUCAAGUUCACAGAGAGAUAUUAGUGCGCUGCCUAGACCAAGUCAAAACACUUGCUCCUAUUCUGAUCUGCUCCAUGAAGAUUUUCAUCCAUAUUAUUUCACAAGGUGGAAAAGGUGCGGAUGAAGCGGCAGAAAAUCGCAACUACUUAUCUGGUAGAAUGUCCGAUGAAUUGAAUGAAAUUAUUCGAGUGUUGCAAUUAACUACAUACGAUGAAGAGGAAUGGGAAGCAGAUCAGUUGACUGUGCUGAAAAAGGCUCAGAGUGCUAUAGAAUCCAGAAUACGAGCAGCUUACGAUUGGCUGGACGAUGGAUUAGCUCUAAGAGGUGGCGUAGGAGAAAAGAGCCUUCGUCAAAUAAUAGAACAAGCGUCGCGUCUAGCAGAACGUUAUCUACCUCCAUCCCAAGCGGAACCUAUGUCUAAAUUAGCUUCUCAGAUUGUUACUAUGACUGAUGCUCUUUGUGAACUGCGUCAAAAUGAAAAAGGUACUACACCUCAAGCGGAAGCCUUAGCACGCGGUAUUAAAGAGAAAUUGAACGAGCUCCGCGGCUCGGUAGCGUCCGCUUUGGUGGCAGCAGAUAAAUCGGGAACUGCACAGACGGCACACACAGUGGCAGGUCGAUUAGAACAAGCGAACAAGUGGCUUCUGAAUCCACAGCACGAUGACAAGGGACUCGGUAAAAGGGCUAUAGCUUUAAUAAUACACGAAGGCAAAAAGAAUGAGCAACCUAUAGCAAAUGUGGCCGAGGGUCUGCCAGGUAUACAUAAAGCGGAGAUUUUGCAAUUGUGCGACGAGGUGGACAACUUGUCGCAUCAGCUCGCCGAUCUCUGCGCUCACGGUCAGGGCAAUACUCCACGCGCUCAGGAAAUCGCCCGACAGCUGUCCCAUAAGCUCUACGAAUUGAAGAACAGGAUACAACAGGCCGUCGUGUCUCGCGUCGUCGAGGACUUCAUUGACAUCACAACACCCCUGAAACAAUUCACGGACGCCGUUUUAGCACCUACGGGCACACCAGGACGCGAUCAAAACUUCAACGAUAAGACUUGUACGCUGCAGACGUUCUCGAAUAGAGCGGCCAAAACGGCAAGGAUGGUCGCGGCUGGCGGAAGCGGAGGAAAUAAGAAGCUGGCCGAAGCGUUAGCUGCCAGUGCCUCGCAAGUAGAAUCUCUGACGCCGCAAUUGAUCAACGCUGGACGAAUUCGCAUGACUUAUCCGGAUAGCAAAGCUGCGGAUGAGCACUUCGAAAAUUUGCGCCAGCAAUAUGCAGAGACGAUGCAGAGAGCGCGAGCACUGUGCGACGAGGCGACUGACAGUGGCGAUUUUAUCAGAACUUCCGAGGAACAGAUGCAGAAACAUACGUUCCUUUGCGAGGAAGCCAUCGCCAAAGCUCAUCCGCAGAAGAUGGUCGAUAACACGGCGUCUAUUGCGCGUCUCGCGAAUCGAGUUAUACUCGUAGCGAAACAGGAAAGCGAUAAUAGCGAAGACCCGGCUUUCAUACAAAGAGUAAAUCACGCCACGGAUGUUCUUCAAAACAGUGUUGCUCCAAUGGUUCAGGAUGCUAAAUUAGUGGCAAUGAACAUCAAUGACAGCGGUGCAGUAUCACGUUGGAGAGAAAGUAAUCGCGCACUGUUAGCCACCGUCGGGCAAGUUCGUAAAGCCAUUGUAAUUCAACCGGAUUUGGUACCGCCUCUGGAAAUGUCACAGUUACACAUUAAUGAUGAUGAACAAAUUCCAGUCAAAUAUAAUUACUCCAAACCUAAAGUAGAGAAUCCCGAUCUUUUAUAUCAAGAACUGGCUUCUGACAACGAGUUAGAAAAAUCAAUUCACGACGGAGGUUAUUACAAUUAUAAUAUUGAUGAUGAAGUGGCACCUCCCCGCCCACCUUUGCCAGGAGUCGAUGUUGCACCUCCGAGGCCUCCACCUCCCGAGACGGACGACGAGGAAGAAAUGUUCAUGCACGCUCCCCAACCCAAUCAACCGAUAAUGAUGGCUGCUCAUGGUUUACAUCAAGAAGUACGACAAUGGUCGAGCAAGGAUAACGAGAUUAUCGCAGCGGCGAAGAAGAUGGCUAUAUUAAUGGGCAGAUUAUCCGGUCUGGUAAGAGGCGAGGGUGGCAAUAAACGAGACCUCAUCGCCUGCGCCAAAGCGAUUGCGGAAGCUUCCCAGGAAGUGACUCGUCUCGCGAAAGAACUAGCCAGGGAGUGCACUGACAAACGUAUUCGCACGAAUCUUCUUCAAGUUUGCGAGCGUAUACCCACUAUCGGAACACAACUGAAGAUCCUGUCUACGGUAAAAGCCACUAUGCUCGGGGCACAAGAGACACUCCCGACCUGGGAAGAGCUGAUGCUUUAUGGUACGGAAGAAGAUCAGGAAGCGACGGACAUGCUUGUUGGAAACGCUCAGAAUCUUAUGCAAAGCGUGAAGGAAACUGUGCGUGCAGCAGAAUGCGCUAGCAUAAAGAUUCGCACCGCUUCUGGUAUGAAACUACGCUGGGUGCGUCGUCAGCCAUGGUACCAAUAUUAAACUAUGAUGGAUGAAGAUGAAGAAUCAAGGUACGAGAAGUAGGUGCAAGAUUUUGCUUCGUGUUCAUGUAUACAUUAUUAGUAGAAAUUUUCCUAUAAUUUUAAUAUAUUAAAAAUAUAUAUAUAUA
Molecule: messenger RNA, 3459 nt
Organism: Nylanderia fulva
Lineage: Eukaryota; Metazoa; Arthropoda; Insecta; Hymenoptera; Formicidae
Gene: Vinc
Product: vinculin
Biological process (GO): cell adhesion
Cellular component (GO): actin cytoskeleton
Molecular function (GO): actin filament binding; structural molecule activity
Source: RefSeq, a predicted model, not a curated record